Molecule: messenger RNA, 2265 nt
Organism: Puma concolor (puma)
Lineage: Eukaryota; Metazoa; Chordata; Mammalia; Carnivora; Felidae
Gene: GFM1
Product: G elongation factor mitochondrial 1
Biological process (GO): mitochondrial translational elongation
Cellular component (GO): mitochondrion
Molecular function (GO): translation elongation factor activity; GTP binding; GTPase activity
Source: RefSeq, a predicted model, not a curated record
AUGAGGUUGCUGGGAGCAGCCGUCGCCGCGGCUCUGGGGCGUGGGCCGCUCCCGCGGGUCCCCGCCAGCCUGGGAUGGCAGGGGAAGCAGGUUAAUUGGAAAGUCUGCCGAUGGUGUUCAUCAGGGGUGAUUCCUAAUGAAAAGAUACGAAAUAUUGGAAUCUCAGCUCACAUUGAUUCGGGGAAAACUACAUUAACAGAACGAGUGCUUUACUACACUGGCAGAAUUGCAAAGAUGCAUGAGGUGAAAGGUAAAGAUGGAGUUGGUGCUGUCAUGGAUUCCAUGGAACUAGAGAGACAAAGAGGAAUCACUAUUCAGUCAGCAGCCACCUAUACCAUGUGGAAAGAUGUCAAUAUCAACAUUAUAGAUACUCCUGGACACGUGGACUUCACAAUAGAAGUUGAAAGGGCCCUGAGAGUGUUGGAUGGUGCAGUCCUUGUUCUCUGUGCUGUUGGAGGGGUGCAGUGCCAGACCAUGACUGUUAAUCGUCAGAUGAAGCGCUAUAAUGUUCCAUUUCUAACUUUCAUUAACAAAUUGGACCGAACGGGCUCCAACCCAGCCAGGGCCCUGCAGCAAAUGAGGUCUAAACUGAGUCAUAAUGCAGCAUUUGUGCAGAUACCCAUUGGUUUGGAGGGUGAUUUUAAAGGGGUAAUAGAUCUUAUUGAGGAACGAGCCAUUUACUUUGAUGGAGACUUUGGUCAAAUUGUUCGAUAUGAGGAAAUUCCAGCAGAAUUCAGGGCAGCAGCAGCUGACCACCGGCAGGAGCUGAUUGAAUGUGUUGCCAAUUCAGAUGAGCAGCUUGGUGAGAUGUUCCUGGAAGAAAAAAUCCCCUCAAUUUCUGAUUUAAAGUGUGCAAUGCGAAGAGCUACUCUAAAUAGGUCAUUUACUCCUGUCUUUUUGGGAAGUGCUUUGAAGAACAAGGGAGUUCAGCCCCUUCUAGAUGCUGUUUUAGAAUACCUCCCAAAUCCAUCUGAAGUCCAAAAUUAUGCUAUUCUCAAUCAGGACGAUGACUCAAAAGAGAAAAACAAAAUCUUAAUGAACUCUGAAAGAAACAGUUCCCACCCAUUUGUAGGCCUGGCUUUUAAACUGGAGGCUGGGCGAUUUGGACAGUUAACAUAUGUCCGCAAUUAUCAAGGAGAACUGAAGAAGGGUGACACCAUCUGUAACACGCGGACGGGAAAGAAAGUGCGGGUGCAACGGCUGGUUCGCAUGCACGCCGACAUGAUGGAGGAUGUUGAGGAAGUGUAUGCUGGAGACAUCUGUGCAUUGUUUGGCAUCGACUGUGCUAGCGGAGACACAUUCACCAACAAAAAUAAUAGUGGCCUUUCUAUGGAGUCAAUUCAUGUUCCUGAUCCUGUCAUUUCAAUAGCAAUGAAGCCUUCUAACAAGAAUGAUCUGGAAAAAUUUUCAAAAGGUAUUGGCAGGUUUACAAGAGAAGACCCUACAUUUAAAGUCCACUUCGACACUGAGAGCAAAGAGACAAUCGUAUCUGGAAUGGGGGAAUUACACCUGGAAAUCUAUGCUCAGAGGAUGGAAAGAGAAUAUGGCUGUCCUUGUGUCACAGGAAAGCCAAAGGUUGCUUUCAGGGAGACCAUUACUGCCCCCGUCCCGUUUGAAUUUACACAUAAAAAACAAUCUGGUGGUGCAGGCCAGUUUGGAAAAGUGAUAGGUGUACUGGAGCCUCUGGACCCAGAGAACUACACUAAGUUGGAAUUUUCAGAUGAAACAUUCGGGGCAAACAUUCCAAAGCAGUUUGUGCCUGCAGUAGAAAAGGGGUUUUUGGAUGCCUGUGAGAAAGGCCCCCUUUCUGGUCACAAGCUCUCUGGGCUCCGGUUUGUUCUGCAAGAUGGGGCACAUCACAUGGUUGAUUCCAAUGAAAUCUCUUUCAUCCGCGCAGGAGAAGGUGCUCUCAAACAAGCUUUGGCAAAUGCAACAUUAUGUAUUCUUGAACCUAUUAUGUCUGUGGAAGUCAUAGCCCCAAAUGAAUUUCAGGGACCAGUGAUUGCGGGAAUUAACAAGCGCCAUGGGGUAAUCACAGGACAAGAUGGGAUUGAGGACUAUUUCACGCUGUAUGCAGAGGUCCCUCUAAAUGAUAUGUUUGGUUAUUCCACUGAACUUAGGUCAUGCACAGAGGGAAAGGGAGAAUACACAAUGGAGUACUGCAGAUAUCAGCCAUGUUCACCGGCCACACAAGAAGACCUCAUCAAUAAGUAUUUAGAAGCUACAGGUCAACUUCCUGUAAAAAAAGGAAAAGCCAAGAACUAA